AGGAGAUUUUUAGGGUUUAUAGCUUUAGGGCAGAGAGGAUGAGAUGAGAGACGAUGGAGCUCGGCAGCGUCGUGGAGCUCAGCUCGUCGGAUGAGAAUGACGAUUUUCUCCUGCCGAUGAAGCGCACUGCUAUCGCUCCCGAUGACGAUGACGACGACGAUGUGAUUAUUAUCGAGAAGUCGCAGUGCACGGCGGCAACCCGGCGCUCCUCCUCCAGGCGGCCUCCGCGGAAGAUCGAGGCGCUGGUCGAGGAUGAUUUCGAGUGCUGUAUCGUGGCUAGCGCUUCCAACUCCAGGCUAUUCCAGGCGGUGGAUGUGGAUGGGGACGAAUUGGUGGUCACUGGAGAAACUGGACCGGUGGCAUGCAGGGAUUUUCCUCACGCUCGACAUCUUUGCGUGCGUUUUCCUUUCAGUGCUACGCCACACAUAGACUUCUGUGAACAAUGCCACUGCUUUGUUUGCGACACAUUAGCACCCUGUGCUUACUGGUCGACUCACUGCGACGCUUCCGACAAGGAAGCUCAGUGGCUGACGAUGCGAAAAUCGAAUAAGACGCCCGAGUUGGCUCUCUUACCGCCGGUUGCGAAGAUCCAGAGACCAAGACCACCUCAAGCAACUCAUGCAAGAAGACUAACAGCAGCGCCACUUCCUCGGCCAACAGUAGUAGCAGCAACAGUGACACGACCACCGCCACCACCUUUAGUACCGCCGCAGUUUCCACCAUUCGCCUCAAGCCUGGCGAAGCCGCCGGCAGUGGGAACAGCGACCAUGUCCGACUAUGCUCUGGGCCUCGCGAAGCGAGUUCCCAAAGUCAGGUACUACACAACGUCAGGCUCAACGAGCAGUGUGACUAGAAAUCUAGGUGGGGUGAGAGGCGUCCGUCCUCCAGCUCCGACGGUGACAGGGAAGAAUGCUCCUUCUAGACAGCCGCCAGGAAGCGCUACCGGCAGUGUUAGACAAUUCAGAACAGCGGCGUCCGUGAUGGAACAACAGCAAAGUGGUGCUCAGCACUUAUCACCAACAAGACCGACAAAUGGUGGUGUGGUUAGAGCCGACUUAGCAUCAACAGCGGCUACAGCAACAGCAACAGCAACAGCAAGAAAAGCAACGGCGUCAUCGCUAUCACCAGGGGCACCGACAGCAGGACCGACAUUAGGAGGAUGGACAGUAUCCGCAGCACCGCCAUCGAUUAUGACGGAAGGAGCAGCAGUGGACAAGAACAGUGGUGCUUUAAGGCCGGACGCGAGCGCGAGCUCCAUCCGGCUGGUGAAGAGGACGGCGAGGCCCACCGCUCAGGCCACCGUCCAGAAGGCACGGACGCAGCAAACGAAGAAGCGAUCUUCCGGCAAAGUGGCGGUCGCCCCUGUGCCGGGUACUACGAGCGCUCCAGCGCAAGUCCUUCCAGCCGCUCACCCGCCGACGGUAUCGCCGUGCCCGAGCCUCCAUAACUUGGUUGGCGGAAGUGGAUCCCAGUGCGGGGAUUUGGAGAGGAUGAGCAGUGGUGGCUUUGGCGGUGGUGGUGGCGGUGGCGGUGGCGGUGGCGGUGGUGGCGACGAGUACCUUCUCGCCCUGGAAGCUCUUUUCGAGUUAAACCAGCCGUGAUUCGUAGUCGUCAUGAAUCUUGCUAGUAUCGGGCCGCGUGUAAAUUUUCACGUGACGCGGAGGUACAAAAAUCUCGCUUUUUCUUUCGUGAAAGAAGAUUUUGUUCCUUUCUUGCAGCUA
Molecule: messenger RNA, 1721 nt
Organism: Selaginella moellendorffii
Lineage: Eukaryota; Viridiplantae; Streptophyta; Lycopodiopsida; Selaginellales; Selaginellaceae
Product: translation initiation factor IF-2
Exons: 3
Coding region: 54-1601 (515 amino acids)
Source: RefSeq, a predicted model, not a curated record